This is a messenger RNA of Paramecium sonneborni, 768 nucleotides long. The record is from the annotation of a GenBank genome assembly. NCBI's taxonomy places the organism in Eukaryota, Ciliophora, Oligohymenophorea, Peniculida, Parameciidae.
AUUUAAUUUCAUAUCAUGAUUGUCAAUACUCCAGAACAAUUAAUCUAAAGUAUCUUUCUAAAUAUUGUUAGUGUGUAAAGAUAAGCUGAUUUAAAUUAUGGAAAUCAAUGAAAAGAAUUAAUGGGAAUUAUUAACCAAUAAAAAUGGUUAUACAAUCCAUGUUAUGAAAAAUAUAGAAAAUGGAGUUAAAAUUAAUAGAACAUAAGCUUAAAUAAAUAAAGCACCAGAAGUUAUAGCUUAAUAUGUAGCUGAUUUAGAAAAAAGAAAAUCAAUAGAUACAAGAAUUGAAUAUGUAUAUCAUUCUCUUUAAUGUAGGCAAGUGUCCUUGAAGAAGUUGAUAAAGAUACUAAAUUAAUAUAUAUCAGAUUAAAGCCACCUAUUCCUUUUAUGAGUAGUAGAGAUUUAGUGCUAUAUUAAAAGAUAUAUAGAUUAGAAAAUGGGAUGAUAAUAGUUUGCUGUAAUAUUCUAUAUUAUGUUAAUUUUAGAAAGAUCUGUUAUUCAUUAAAAAUAACCUCCAAUUUAUAAUGUAGAAAGGGCUGAAAUGCAUUUUUUUGGUUGGAUUUUAACACCUUAAUAGAAUGGAUUUACAAGAAUCAUACUAAUUUAAUGUUUUGAUAUGAAAGGAUAAAUGCCUUAACAAUUAGGAAAUCAAUUUACCUAACAAUAAACUGAAUUAAUGGAGGCUGUCAUUUUAAAUUUAUCACAUUAAUGAAAUGACGACAAUCAUUUUUUUUAAUAAUAUAUAUAUUUUAAUUUAGAAUAUAUCAG